AUGGCGCGCAUCUCCAACUUAUCUUAUGAUUCGGACGCUUCCUUUUCGCCGGAAGAUGACUUUGACUCUGAUGCUUCCUGCGAUCAGAAGUAUGAGAUUACUGACGCAAAUCAAUCGGACACUGGAAGCAUGGGCCUCGAAGAUGAGGAUGAGUGCAUCACAUCCGACAUACAGGACCAAGCUCAGCUCUUCGGCGGCAAUGUGCAUUCAGCUGAAUAUUACAAAAAGGCCGUCGAGGAGUUCAAUGAAUGCGACUGGGAUACGCAGGAUUAUUGCAGCGGCAGUCUGCUGCUCCUCGACGUGUGUGAGGGGCAUUGGCGCCAGUUCUGCGAAAUGCUCGAGCUCGACGUUCAGGAUUGCUAUCGAUCUAUCUCCGAAUCUGGUUCUCUGCGUCUUCUGUACAACUUCUUCGAUUGGUCCUUAAAUCAGAAGAUCGGGAAGAAUGGCCGGAAAACGCGAGGUAAUAAGCUCGAUGCGAAAAUAAAUCGGCGCAUGCACAAGGUUCUUCGACACCUCUCCAAGAAGCACGCGCUCAGCGACCAGAAGCGAGCAAAUAGGGUCAUGACAAUAGAAGAUCUCAAGGAGCAGAUUGAAACGACCAGAUGUUCUGGGGCGGGUUCUCCUUUAAUCGGCGGACUUCUCUUAUACCAAUGCUCGGAGACCCGGACUUGGUGUACUUGA
Hirsutella rhossiliensis is the source of this 681-nucleotide messenger RNA. RefSeq lists its product as uncharacterized. The coding region runs from base 1 to 681 and encodes 226 amino acids. The record is from RefSeq and is a predicted model, not a curated record. NCBI's taxonomy places the organism in Eukaryota, Fungi, Ascomycota, Sordariomycetes, Hypocreales, Ophiocordycipitaceae. The transcript has 4 exons.